AUGUCCUCCGCAUCCUCUUCCAACCUCUUCCAGCCUAUCCAGGUCGGUAAUGUCAAGCUGGCGCACAGGGUCGCCCUGGCCCCUCUCACCCGAUUCCGCGCGGACGAGAACCACGUCCCCUUCGACUUUGUCCCCGAAUACUACGCGCAGAGGGGCAGCGUCCCCGGUACUCUGCUCGUAACCGAGGCGACCUAUAUUGCCAAGAAGGCCGGUGUGUUCCCUGCUCCAGGGAUCCAUGCGCCUGGUAUUUGGAGUAAAGAACAGAUCGAGCAGUGGAAGAAGGUGACCGCUGCUGUGCACGCCAAAGGCUCAUACAUCUUCCUGCAGCUCUGGGCGCUGGGCCGCGCAGCCGAUCCCGAGGCCCUAGCAAAGCUCAACCUGCCUUACGUUUCCGCAUCCGACGUUCCGCUCCCCGACAGGCCGGCCCCGCGGCCUCUCAACGUAGACGAGAUCCACGAAUACAUCGAAUUGUACGCGCAGGCAGCCAAGAACGCCAUCGAGGCCGGGUUCGACGGCGUCGAGGUCCACGGCGCGAACGGCUUCCUGCCCGACCAGUUCCUGCAGGACGUGACGAACACGCGGACGGACGAGUACGGCGGCAGCAUCGAGAACCGAGCACGCUUCCCGCUGGAGGUCCUCACAGCCGUCACCAAGGCAAUCGGCGAGGAGAGAACCGCGAUCCGGCUGAGUCCCUGGGAGCGCGCGCAUGCUAUGGGCAUGGCCGACCCGAGGCCCACCUUCACCUACAUUAUCCAGGCCAUCAAGGAACGCUUCCCCCGCUUCGCCUACAUCCACGUUACGGAGCCGCGCGUCAUGGGCGGGGCCGAUCGCGAAGUGGUACCAGCCAGCGAGUCGAACGACUUCGUGCUCGAGUCGUGGCUGCCGAAACCACUAGUCCUCGCCGGCGGAUACACGCGCGAGCUCGCGCUGGAGGUCGCGGCAAGGGGGAACGUCAUCGUCGCCUUCGGGCGGCAUUUCAUCGCGAAUCCUGACCUGCCGCGGCGGCUGAAGGAGGAUAUCCCAUUGAACAAGUACAACCGGGCGACAUUCUAUACCAACGGAACAGAGGGAUAUAUUGACUAUCCCUUUGCUGAUCAGGGAGAGAAUGGGAAUGCGACUUCGUGA
Messenger RNA from Gloeophyllum trabeum ATCC 11539, 1125 nucleotides. Its product is annotated as NADH flavin oxidoreductase/NADH oxidase. Gene Ontology annotation, molecular function: FMN binding; NADPH dehydrogenase activity. Bases 1 to 1125 code for a protein of 374 amino acids. The record is from RefSeq and is a predicted model, not a curated record. Lineage: Eukaryota; Fungi; Basidiomycota; Agaricomycetes; Gloeophyllales; Gloeophyllaceae. The transcript is spliced from 3 exons.